Messenger RNA from Echinops telfairi (small Madagascar hedgehog), 534 nucleotides. RefSeq names its product GTP-binding nuclear protein Ran-like. Gene Ontology annotation, molecular function: GTP binding; GTPase activity. The transcript has a single exon. Bases 1 to 534 code for a protein of 177 amino acids. The record is from RefSeq and is a predicted model, not a curated record. Gene Ontology annotation, biological process: protein import into nucleus; ribosomal subunit export from nucleus. Gene Ontology annotation, cellular component: cytoplasm; nucleus. Lineage: Eukaryota; Metazoa; Chordata; Mammalia; Afrosoricida; Tenrecidae.
AUGACAUUUGUGAAAUGCCACCUGACUGGUGAAUUUGAGAAGAAGUAUGUAGCUACCUCAGGCGUUGAGGUCCAUCCCCUUGUGGUCCAUACUAACAGAGGACCUAUUGAAUUCAACGUGUGGGAUGCAGCUGGUCAAGAAAAAUGUGGAGGACUGAGAGAUGGCUAUUAUAUUCAAGCCCAGUGUGCCAUUAUAAAGUUCGAUGUAGCCUCAAGGGUUACUUACAAGAAUGUGCCUAUCUGGCAUAGGGAUCUGGCUCGAGUAUGUGAGAACAUACCCAUCGUGCUUUGUGGCAACAAAGUGGACACUAAGGACAGGAAAGUUAAGGCAAAAUCCACUGUCUUCCACCAAAAGAGGAACCUUCAGUACGAUGACAUUUCUGCCAAAAGUAACUGCCACUUUGACAAGCCCUUCCUUUGGCUUGCUAGAAAACUCACUGGAGAUCCUGACUUGGAGUUUGUUGCCAGGCCUGCUCCUGCCCCCCAGAGGUUGUUAGGGACCCAGCUUUGGCAGCACAAUGUGAGCAUGAUUUAG